Messenger RNA from Peniophora sp. CBMAI 1063, 2082 nucleotides. NCBI's taxonomy places the organism in Eukaryota, Fungi, Basidiomycota, Agaricomycetes, Russulales, Peniophoraceae. The record is from the annotation of a GenBank genome assembly.
AUGGAUUCUCAGUCCGCGUUCUACGCCAAUCAUCUCUCCCCAUCGCAUGGUUACGCCGUCCUCAAUCCUCGCCGCCGCGUGUCUUGCAACGGCACUGGGCUUCGUCCCGAGAUCGACGUUGGAGACGUCGUUUAUAGCUGGGAUGGCCAGCUCAUCCGUUUAUUCAACUGUCUGAAGACAGAGAGCGAACAGCAAGAAGCCGACGAAGACUGCGUCUUUCCUGUUUCGUUUGAGCCUUUGCAGUUCACCGAAUCACGCGAUGGAUCACAAUCCACCUCACCGAUCACCGUGCAACCCGCUAAGUUCACGCGACCUUCUGGUCCUUUCACCUCGGAGGGCAUUACCGCGGUGACUGUGGAAGUGAAGGCCGAUGUAGCCUCGAACGCCGAUCUUGGUUUCGCAAUUACGGCUCGUCGAGAAAAGGGCGCUAUUCUCGCGACGUCUGGCAUCGUCAAGAUAGAGGAGACACAUAACCUUCCGUCGUUCCAGCGCUACUUGGUCAAAAACUUCGGCCGCUGGAGUGAGCUUGUGGAAAGUCAAGGACUGGGUAUCGAUGCUCAAGAUCUUAUGCUGGUCACUAGAGUUGACACGACUGAGGCUUGGUCUAACAUCUCCUAUAGCGACGGUUCACUACAGGCCGAUUUCACCUUCAGUCUGCUUUCAGCCACCCCUGCGAAUGUCAAGUUCGGAGCCAAACUCGAACGUCGUCGCGCACGUGCGCCCCACACGGACUCGGGCCCUAAUCCUGAAGACGGAGAAGACGGAGGAGAUAUGCACUCCCCAGGCAAAUGGCAACGCGCGAGCAGGAAGGUUCGCAGAACUUCUCCGCACAGUACAGUUGAGCCGAAGGUUGCGGGUCGUCACGACACAAGUCGCAUGAAUCAAGUUAUAUUUGUGCGUGGUUUCCGAGGGAAGAGGCGGCUGCUCUUGAAGGACGUGGUACCGAAAAAGAUUGCGGGUGGCGCCGAUCCCAGAGAACUCCGAAGCGAAAGGCGCGAUGGCCCGAGUGACGAUGAUCAAUCGGGACCCGAGAUUGAAAGUAUCGGUCAAACGCAACCGACGCAUGACGAUCUUCUCAUAUCAAUUCUUGACUUUGUUCUCGAGAGCAAUACGAAUGUUGAUCUUGCUGUCGCCCAUAGCGAUGACUGGACUGCAUAUAGUCAGUGUAUGCAUGGACAACCAAAGGCGCGCGAUCUCCAAGCCGGGAAAUACAUUCAAUGCUUUAUUGAGAAUGGCAUGAUGGUCGGUACUUUUGAUGGAACAGGAAAUCUCGAUGCCAAGGGAACUUUCGACACAAAAGGGAUUUCUAACGCACUGUCUCCUGGACUUCAUCACUCUCAUAGCAGUUCCUCGCGUUAUUCUCGUUCUACGCCUGCUCCGGGUGGCUACGGCCAGCAGGCGCCAGGGUAUGGCGCGCCAUACCAGCAACAACAAUAUCAUGGCCCUCCUCCUGGGGCCGAUCCUCAGCUCUGGCAGUGGUUCAACGACGUAAAUGCCGAUCGCUCCGGUGCCAUAUCAGUAAACGAACUGCAGAGCGCUCUGAUCUUUGACACUGACAGGAGUGGGAGCAUCGGAUUCAACGAGUUCUCUGGCGUGUGGAAGUACAUUACCGACUGGCAAAAUGUCUUCCGACACUUCGACAGGGAUCGCUCUGGUUCCAUUGACGGGGUGGAGUUGGCGGAGGCCCUGCGUAGCUUUGGGUACAACCUUCCGCCCAGUAUAUUGACGCUGAUUGAGCAAAAAUUCACCGCUGGCCCCUCCUCGGGGUACGGACCGCCGCCCGGUAUCACCUUUGACCACUUCGUCCGCGCUUGCGUUGCUGUGAAGACACUCACAGAGGCCUUCCAACGCCAAGAUACGGACCGGGACGGAUGGGUAACGGUGAACUACGAAGACUUCAUGAAGCUCGUCUUAAAGUUACACGUUUCCUAUGGGGACUUUUCCUAUGGGGACUCGACAAGUCCGCGUCCCGCGGUGCAUACCGGGCUCGAGCCUCGAUUGGCGUCACCAGCGCGUAGCACUCGGCCGCCAACGUUUCCGCCUGUAAGCUUAUCAUCAUUCGGUGUCGAGUCCCAUGCGUAA